UUGAAUGCAGCACGGGAACAACAGGAAUAAAUAGGAAGACAUCCACGUAGCUGGUCUUGCAUCGUAAUAACACAUCGGAGCGCUCUUCCCAAUGUGUCCGUGUGUGUGUUUUAAUUAGGGGGGUUACAGUUCUCCAGAGUGGCGGGCUAACGUGGAAUAAAACCCGGGCUUGCUCUGUUUACCGACAGGACUAAAAUGGAGCUGGAAGACGGUGUUGUGUACCAGGACGACCCGGGGACAUCAGCGAUGAUGUCCGAGCGGGUAUCGGGCCUGGCCAACUCCAUCUACCGCGAGUUCGAGAGACUCAUUGGCAAAUACGACGAAGACGUGGUGAAGGAGCUGAUGCCACUGGUCGUAGCCGUCCUGGAGAACCUGGACUCGGUGUUCGCCGAGAACCAGGAGCACGAAGUGGAGCUGGAGCUGCUGAAGGAGGACAACGAGCAGCUUAUCACCCAGUACGAGCGGGAAAAGGCGCUGAGGAAACACGCGGAGGAGAAGUUCAUCGAGUUUGAAGACACUCAAGAGCAGGAAAAGAAGGACCUGCAGAGUCACGUGGACAGAAAUGGAUCUCAUUCUCGUCAACUUGAACUCAAGAUCAAGAACUAUGCAGACCAAAACGGCAGGUUAGAAGAACGAGAAGUAGAACUGAAGAAGGAGUACAACUCCCUCCAUCAGCGGCACUCAGAGAUGAUCCAUAACUACAUGGAGCAUGUAGAGAGGAUCAAACUGCAGCAGAUAAGCGAGACUUCAGAGUCAAGCAGCAUCGGUCGAGUCAGGAGAGAGCGACCUCUGUCUUUGGGGAUUUUCCCUUCAUCUGGUGGAGCGUCUCUGAUAAUCCCAGAUUCCCACACCAGAGCAGAGACUCCCAGCGCCGAAGGCUGGAGGCUCACCGAGUCCUCUCAGCUGCGCUCCAACACCAGCCUCAAGUUGGACUUUGCCGACCCCCCAAAGGAAAGGGGGAGUAAGAGUGAGCAGGACCCUACUUGGGGGAAUUCACUGGCAGACGACUGCAAGGAUGAAUUAUCAGACCUCACUGGUACGUCCACCUCAGACAUGCAGGGGAGGGAUGGGAACAGCCGGAGCACAGAGGUGCAGGCUGCACCGGGGACCAGAACCAUAUCAGUGGGUUUGCCUGAAAAUGAGGAAAAUUCUGAAGUUAAAGACAUAAUUGAGUCCACUCCCGAGCUGGACAUGGACCUCAUUGGAUACAAACCCUGCAGUACUCCUACCAAAGGCAUUGAGAACAUGGCGUUUGACAGGAACACAGACUCGCUGUUUGAGGAGCUGUCUUCUGCGGGCACCGGACUGAUCGGGGACGUGGACGAAGGAGCUGAUCUUCUCGACCUUAGUUUGAUUGGAAUGGGAAAGGAAGUAGAAAAUCUAAUUCAGGAGAAUUCCCAACUGCUCGAAACAAAGAAUGCCUUGAACGUGGUUAACAAGGACCUGAUCCUGAGGGUGGACGAGCUGACGUGUGAGAAGGAGAUGCUUCAGGGGGAGAUGGAGGCUGUGCAGCUGGCCAAGACCAAGCUGGAGGAGAUGAACAAGGAGCUGGAGGAGGAGCUUAAGAAAGUCCGACUGGAGGUGGCGGAGGUGAGGCAGAAAAGCAAAGAUGAAGAAAAUGUGAGUCUUCAUCACUCCAACAGGAGAAUUAUGUUUCACUUCCAGUCCUGAACUGAUGUUUCUGUUUUUAACUGUGUGUGCCCUCAGAGUGACGUACCUACAGCUCAGAGGAAGCGCUUCACCAGAGUGGAGAUGGCCAGAGUCUUAAUGGAGAGGAACCAGUACAAGGAGCGGCUGAUGGAGCUGCAGGAGGCUGUGAGGUGGACUGAGAUGAUCAGGGCUUCAAGGGAAAAUCCAGCUCUGACGGAGAAAAAGAAAUCCAGCAUCUGGCAGUUCUUCAGCAGACUGUUUAGCUCCUCCUCCAGCUCCCCCGCUAUGAAGAAGGUGGAGUACCCGUCCAAUGUGAAGUACAACACCCCAGGCAGCAUGGUGAAGCGGAGCAGCACCUUCUCUCAGUUCCCCACAGAGAAGUCCAAGACCUUCGACUUCCUCAACGAAGGGGCAGAUCAGUGCAGCUCUCCCUCCCGUAAGGAGCAGAAGAAGGCUCAGUACCAGCAGGUCAAGGCCCACAUGCAGAAGGAGGAUGGGCGGGUCACGGUGCACGGCUGGAGCCUGCCCAGCAAACACAAGGUUACAAAUGGAGGACAGAUGGAAAACAAGGUGAACUUACCUGUCCCGGUUUACCUGCGGCCCUUGGACCAGAAAGAUGCUUCUAUGAAGCUGUGGUGUGCUGCAGGGGUCAACCUGUCCGGAGGAAGGGCGGUUUCCUCGUCUGAGCUCUCCAAGCAGACCAAAGGUUCUCAGAGCAGCCUGGACCAGCUGGACCAGGAGAACAAGGAGAGAGGGGAGAAGGACCUGAUCCUGCAGGACGAGGUGUCCAGCACAGUUUGGGUUUGCAUGAGCACAAACUCCUCCACCAAGGUCUUGGUGCUGGACGCCACUCAGCCCACCGACCUGAUGGACAGCUUCUAUGCUUGCAACACGCAUGUCGUCUGCAUCGCCAGUGUACCGGGCGUUUUGGAUACUGAUUAUCCAGGAGGAGACGGGGUACCUCAGGACUCAGAGGCCAGCCAAGGAGAUGGCGUGUCACUGGCUGGUAGUGUUGCGAGCGUUGGCUCAACAGGCAGCGACGGUGCCAUGGCAACAGAAGGCAUCGCCGCUGUUGCUCAGAUCGCCAGCUCAGGUGCCACCGACCAGCAGGCGGAGCACGGUGCCGCAUCGGGCUCAGUCGAGCUGUCCAGAGAGUCCAGUCCAGCAGAGGACGGCGUUCCGACAGCAGAGGAGGCCACCGAGGCAACAGAGGCCGACGCUGGUGUGGGUGAGGACGACCAGGAGGAUCAGGGAGCGGAUCCAAACCAACCGGGGAUCUACACGGAGCACGUGUUCACCGACCCUCUGGGGGUGGGGCCCACUGACUCGCCCGCUGAAGCACAGAGGGGCUGUGGACAAGACGGAGAGACAUCCCAGUCAGAGGACAUGGACGCAUCAGAGGGGGAAGUCCUGAGGAUGAGCAGCGCUCUGCCCACCAUGUGGCUCGGAGCUCAGAACGGAUGUCUGUAUGUGCACUCGUCUGUGGCGCGAUGGAGGAAGUGUCUUCAUGCCAUCAAGCUAAAGGACUCCAUCCUCGGCAUUGUACACAUCAAAGGGAGAGUUUUGGUGGCGUUGGCCGAUGGGACAUUAGCGAUUUUCCACAGAAGCAUUGAUGGUCAGUGGGACCUGACCAACUAUCACCUGUUGGAUCUGGGCCGACCCCACCACUCCAUCCGCUGUAUGACCGUGGUCCACGACAAGGUGUGGUGCGGCUACAGGAACAAGAUCUACGUCAUCCAGCCCAAAGCCAUGAGGAUAGAGAAGUCGUUCGACGCUCAUCCCCGUAAAGAGAGCCAGGUGCGCCAGCUGGCGUGGGUGGGAGACGGGAUCUGGGUGUCCAUCCGCCUGGAUUCUACCCUGCGCUUGUUUCACGCUCACACCUAUCAGCACCUGCAGGACGUGGACAUCGAGCCUUACGUCAGCAAGAUGCUGGGAACGGGUAAACUGGGCUUCUCUUUUGUGAGGAUCACAGCUCUGGUGGUGUCCUGCUGUCGGCUGUGGGUGGGAACAGGAAAUGGCGUCAUCAUCUCCAUCCCGCUGUCUGAAGCUAACAAGACAGCGGGGGCGGUGCCAAAUCGCCCCGGCAGUGCGGUGCGCGUUUACGGCGACGAGUGUUUGGAUGUGUCUAGCAGCUUCGUGCCGUACUGCUCCAUGGCCCAUGCCCAGCUCUGUUUCCAUGGACACCGGGAUGCCGUCAAGUUCUUUGUCACCGUGCCAGGUCAGGCGAUGCCUCCUCCAGGAAGUGCUGAUUCAGGCUCAGAUGAACCUGCGUCAGAAUCUUCUGACUCGGCACCCUCAGAGUCCAAAACAUACCUGAUCAUGAGUGGAGGAGAGGGAUAUAUCGACUUCAGAAUCGGUGAUGAAGGCUGCGAGCUGGAUGGCUUAUCCGAGCAAAUCGACAGCGAGCAGUCUGCGCCCACCAAGGCGGAGCGGAGCCACCUGAUCGUCUGGCAGGUCACUGCUUCUCUGGAUUGAAACCCGUCAGACGGGUUCUUCAGACACCAGAGCAGCCCCCCCCCCCCCAGAUUCUUUUCAGUCUGUUUUGUACAUUUUUCUGUUUUAAGCCGAUGUUAAAGAGUCCGUCCGUGCUGGGCAGCAUGUUGGAAAAGCUGGUCCUCACGGGACAAAUCCCACACCACAGCAUCACCGUCGUUUAUGUUUCUAAAGACUAAAAAGGGUUUAAAACUCUAAAGGGAUCUGAUUUUAGGAGUUUUGCAGUCACUAAAACUCAAUCACCCGACUGUUUUGGUUUUAUUAGAGAGCAAACAGAAACGUCCUCUCUCUCUGUGAUGAGCAACAUCAGAGGAUGUUGGUGUGGAUCAUCCAGGAGUCACUACCUCACUGGGCUGCAGCUGUUGGUCACAUCUUCAUUUACAAGAGAGUUUCCAAAAUGUUUCUAAACAUUCCUGAAGGUUUUCAUCCUUCUGAACACAUCUGAAAAAGUUGCUCCGCAGAUUUUCCUGUUGCAGGUGUCCAGACCUCGUCUCAGUUUAGUUUCCACAAGGCAGAAGAAGAGACGACUUUGAGAGAAUCCGAUAUUAAAACGAGUCAGACUUGCUGGUCGUUAAGCCUAAUUUAUACUUCUCUGUCAGCUUCGGGACGGACGGCCGCAACGCCAUUAUCCGUACUUGCGAGCCUGCUGGAGAGCCCUCACAUGGACAGAGUCGAGCUCUCUUUUCUAAACAACCGUCCGUCUAAACGGAGAAGGCAAGCUUUGUGAUUGGUCAGGAUGGUGCUGUCGUCUACAGCGCUGCCAUUGCGCCCUCAAAGACAAAAAGAGAGCCGAGGAUAUCUAGCGGCAGACAUGGAGAAGCUUGUAGAAUACCUCUUGGAAAAACUCUAAAAAUGGGAACGUUUUAUUCCCUUGUGACUGGAGGAGUGCAAAGAUGUGCAGCAAGCAUUUUAUAGGGCUUGUCAUCACACGUGAUUACGCAUAGCAUUCUGGGAUGUUCACAGCCAUGUUGGAAGGCUGACGAGUGUAAACACACCGUGAAACAAACGGUACUGUUGCAGAGAAGAAGCGGAUUUGGGUGAAAGAAAAUUCUAAACAACAUUAUAAAAGCCCAAAAGGGAUGGGGAAUAUACUUGGGUGGUUUUUUAAAGACGCCGGGGACCGGUGUGUGGACAAAAUCAGCAUUAUAAAUGGUUUUGAUCCACAUGAAAGACCCAAGACCGGAGCACUGAUGACGUAUUGUUAGCGCUGCAGUUCUGCAUAACGGACAAUUUCGGCUUUCUUGUUUGUGGUGUGAGCGGAUGUAAACGUCUGGAUGAGAGGUAAACGUUUCAUUUGUUGAUUUUUCUAGUAAAACGGUCAAAGUUGUCAUCUCACAGAAGAAGUGUAGUAAGAGAAGUUGUGUUGAGUGUCAGUGCACCCGCAUUAGCUCACCGGUAUGCGAGUUUAGCCUCUGUGUGUGUGUGUGUGUGUGUUUCAUGUGCAUGUCGCAGUUGAAGGAAAGAAAGUGUAUAAAAACCAUACACCAUCUGUAACUUACCAGAAUGAAAAUACUCCAGAUGAUGGUCUCCGUGGUUUAGCCUCCAAGCAGGAAAAUGGUGAAAAGUUAGCUUGUUUUCCACCUUUGUUCCCCUGGCGAUCACAUAGGCCACCCCACAACACAGUAAUGAUUUACUAGAGUUGUGUCAUAUAACCAAUCAAAUGUAUAAUAGAUUAAGCCGCAAGAACGAGACUGAGCGUGCUGCUUACAGUAGUAACAAGCAACAAGUAAGGACUCACGCCUCCAAUGGGGCGGACGCGUCGGUGAUGACGUCACAAUCACAAGCCCUAUUCGUGGAUGGAAAUGGCGGGAAAUGUGGGUUUAGAGGUGGCGAGUGCAUGAAGAGGUGGAGGAGGAUGAGGGACAAAUUUAUCUGUCUUAAAAAGUCUCUGACAUACAAAAACACAAUAUAGACACACCAUCUUGGACCGGAUGCAUGACAGGAUACCACAGAACAGCGCUACGCCCUCUAUUGUCCUGGCGGGGAAUUGCUUUGCAACACUCCCCAGAAGACGGAGAAGUAUGAGGGCAAAAUGUCUCCGUCAGUGUCUCUCCCACGUGGAGCCAACAGAGAAGUAUAAAUUAGGCUUCAGACUGGUACCAGGUCAUUUGCAAACAAAUUCAGAUAAAAAGCUGAAUUUCUGUGUUUUUCCUCAACCGGCACCACCUAGAGGCAUAACAAAGGAAUUGCACCUUAAGCCCUUCUUCCUACUUUCGUAAUUAUGGCUGGAAGCCUCCUGGCUCUCGUUCCUAAGCGCGCUCCCCUAGUCGGCUAACAGCUAAAACACCUUACAAUAUGCUGUCUUUUCUUUUAAAGACUUACUUGUCGACAAGAAAAUUCCUCAACUCUGCAUCUGCAGUUACAUCCUCAAACGCGUGAUUAACAUCUCUAUCUAUGCAGAUGUCUAAUGCUAUUGGCUAGUUCUGAGCAGCAUUCAAUUCAAAUUGCACGAGGCUCUACGAGAUGGGGGACAGGCUUAGCAACAACAAAAUAGCGUACUGCUCACAUUAUAUCACAGUGCAGUGUGGAUUUGCAUAAUUCCUGUAAGAGGGAAACUCCGGACUGCUGCUUCAGUUUAAAGUAGCAAAUAAAGGCCUUUUUUUUCCUUCUUUUUUUUUUAAUCAAAAUUUCCAAACUUUAAUUACUGAUAACAACCGAAGUAAAGUAGAAAAGAUACAUGAAUGAAUGUGUUUUGUCACAGUUGUGUCUCCAGUUGGUGCCAACAGUUUCCAGCCCAGAGGGAUGCAGACCUAAACAGAUGAGCUAAGGGAACUUAAAUCUUUGGGACGCCCAGCUUCUUAUUUGUGGAGCUUUCGUGUGAAAUGUUGAAUUUAUAAGCAUCAAACUCCUGGUAUUAUGUAAAGCUCCUCAGAAGAGAAGGAUAAAUGUUUUUAGGAACAAUUCAAAAGUUAGAAUUAGUAUUUAAUACUUAUUAGUUUGGAAUUAAUUUUAAGCACUUUGAAUCCUUGUGUGAAUUUAGCGUUAGCCUAAAAGUGUGUUAAAACUUUGUCCCGUGUUUGCCAACAGAUCAGUGCUUCCUGUUUGCUUCAGCUCGCUGGCACUUUAAAGGGUUGGGUGUCACCUAAAGGUUUUGAGGAGUGUGUGUAAAUAACAUCAUCAACACUAAGUGUCCGGAGUGUGUGGAGGUUUUUAGUCCAGUUAGAACCAAAGGAUUAAGGAAAACGAUGGAUUCAUUUGUGAGUCACAUAUUUUUGGGACUGUAUAUUUUCAAGGUUGUGUCUGAUUGUGUAACAGAGAUGCACUAAAGGAGGAUCACGCAGCACUAAAGACUUUUAGUUUGUUUGUAAAUGAAAACGAUUUUAGGUUUUCUGUUUUAUUUGUUUUGUAUCCAUUUUGUGAGUCAAUAACAAGUGUUUUAAUGACUGACUGACUCGCCACCAUCGAGCAGAUUUGUUUUUAUAUCCAAUGAGCUUCGUCUUACGUCCAUUUCAGAGCAGUCAUUUUCUAUUUGUGUGUUUACCAUUCCAGUAUUUAUUUCUUUUUCUUGGUUAUGGAGUCCGUCUGGGCUCAGAAUGUAACUUUCUACAUGAACAACAUAGUCCAGUAAGUUUACAUGAUUGUUAAUAAUGGUUCAAUAAAACACAAUCAUGAUGAUCAUGUGGGAUUUUUUUAGAAAAAAAAAAUAAAAAUACAAUAAAAUAAAACAAAACAUAUACAAUAUUUUGAAAACUUGAUGUGCAAAUCUAUGCAUGUUUUUAUUUAAUUUUUUGAAUGAAAACUAGUCUUUCAUCUGCUGCUUUUCAGUUUGUUGCCACCAUUUUGGGUGGAUGGAUGUGAGUGCAAACAUGUGUAUUUGUAUGUCUUUUUUUCCCCCUCCAGAUGUGUGGCAGAUGUGUGUGUUUUGUCUGAAACCCCCAGACUGGUCACAUUUAGCUGUAGCACCAGGGUUCCUCUGGACGUCCUAACUGUGGUUCCUCCUAGUCAAACUUUUGCUAAAAUCUUAUCAUAGCCUUAUUUUUAACAAUCUAAUAAACUCAGUUUUAUGGAGAA
This is a messenger RNA of Nothobranchius furzeri (turquoise killifish), 8154 nucleotides long. Lineage: Eukaryota; Metazoa; Chordata; Actinopteri; Cyprinodontiformes; Nothobranchiidae. The record is from RefSeq and is a predicted model, not a curated record.